AUGUUGCUGCGAUACUUCGUAAACGACUUUGUGGUCCUGGAGAAACACCAACUUUACAUUGGCGAGCUCCAGGCUCCACCCUCUCGGCCCCUCCUCAAUGAGACGCGAGCCACAACCACGACUCCUGCUGGGCUCAUUGCCCCGCACUUGGCCGUUUCCUCCACACAUGGGAACGUCGUCAUAGGACCUUUCGGCCAAGUCUCUUUGGCGGGGUUGGGCCCUAGAGGGGACAAGGCAAUAUCCAAGGAGGAGUGGGAGGAUCCAGCAGCACAGGAACCCGGAGCCACAACAAAUGAAGAGUCUCCGUGGACUCUGGAGAGAGAGAAAGUUCCAAAAGUCCAUAUCUGGGUUUCCCUGAGACUCUUUGCCUAUCCCAUGGACACGCCGUCAGAACAGGGGACUCUGCAAAUCCAGGCUAUCCGCAGCAUAGACUGGAUUCCUGGACCUGGAAUCGCUGGACACAAUGCUGGCAACUAG
Messenger RNA from Colletotrichum paranaense, 477 nucleotides. RefSeq lists its product as uncharacterized. The record is from RefSeq and is a predicted model, not a curated record. Lineage: Eukaryota; Fungi; Ascomycota; Sordariomycetes; Glomerellales; Glomerellaceae. Bases 1 to 477 code for a protein of 158 amino acids. The transcript is spliced from 2 exons.